Colletotrichum navitas is the source of this 1704-nucleotide messenger RNA. RefSeq lists its product as uncharacterized. The transcript has a single exon. Lineage: Eukaryota; Fungi; Ascomycota; Sordariomycetes; Glomerellales; Glomerellaceae. The coding region runs from base 1 to 1704 and encodes 567 amino acids. The record is from RefSeq and is a predicted model, not a curated record.
AUGGACGCAGGCGGUCUCGCUCAAAUGAACCCCAACAACUUCUCGGCAGACGGUCUCGCCUUGCCCGGCGGAGGCCUCGCCUCGCGCCGUGGUGGCCCCGUCAAGCCGCUCUCCCUGUCCAGCGCCACUCCCACCAGCAACGCAGCUGAAAAUGGAGCUCCCACUCCGCGUACCAGCCGCUCUCAUCUGCUGGCAGGCCUCAGGACGGCCCCCAAGUCCGCUGCUGCGGCCGGCUUCUCGGCUGCCAACGUUGCUUCGCCCACCGCCCAGUCGUUCGGGAGGAACAACCUGAACCCUAACAGCGCUAUGUACCCCCAAGCCCAGAAUGGCCAGUACAAUGGACCCAAGACUGCGUUGCCCCGGUACGCUGGGCAGCAACAGCAGCAGCAAUUUGUGCAGCAGCCCCAGCAGCAGAUCCACCAGUCGAUCCCCGCUGGUCAGCACUACAGCGCUGAGCAGGUUCUGGCGCCGCCGGAGAUUCACUUCGACGAGCAGGACCAGAUGGAUCCCAACUUGUACGCCCAGCUGGUUGCUACCAACAUGUACCUAGCGCAGCAGCAGCAGCGCCUGCAGCAGCAGCUUAUCAGCGUUCAGGCUGCUGCCCAGCAAUUCCAAGGCCUGAACUUGCAGGGUGCCCAGCAGCAGAUCCAGCAGCAGCAGUUGGCCAUGUAUCAGCAGCAGCAGCAGCUCCAGAGCAUCCAGCAGUCCAUGAUGGGGCAGAUGGCCAACCAGCAGCAGCAGAAUGUCUACACGUACUACGACCCCGUCACCCGCCAGCAGGGUUUCUACGUCGACCAAGGUCAGAACGACCAGCAGGUUCAGAUUGCCCAGCUCUACGCCGCCCUUGCUCAGCAGCAGCAGCAACAGAUGCUGCAGCAGCAAGCGCCCCGUGUUCAGGUAUCCCCACCUCCCGAGAACCACUCCUCCCCGUUCCGCACAUCGACUCCCCCCAAGCGCUACGAGUCCCCCUCCGAGGUCGCACCCCUGCCUCCCCCGUCGGCCAAUGCCUUCCGCCGUGGCCAUAAGAAGGGCAUGUCUUUGAGCGGUAACCAGGCCAACCUCUCGGCCUCUCAAGAGCCUCCCAAGUCUGCCGGCCCUAAGACGGCCUCUUUCCCGCUCACCCCUCUGUCUGGAGGUUAUGGACCUGGCCAGGGACGUGCCGGCGAGCACCCCGUCCGCCAGCCUCGUGGGCCUCCUUCUAUUGAAGAACUCAAGGCCAAGCCCACUGCAAAGCACGAGGGUAGCAAGAACUUUGCCACCCGCACUCGUCGGUCUGCCGUACACAAUCUGGUUCGUGCUGGACGAGAGCGCAGAAAGGGAACCGGCAGCUCUAACGGCAGCAUGAGCCCUGUAUCCGAGAGCGCCGAGGAGGAGUCUGGUUCCCCCAUCACCGACAAUGAGUCUGAUUCAGGUCGCAGCGGAUCUGGCAGCCUGGCGGGUGACAUCGACUGCUCCCUCCCUAGCUCAAGAACCUCUACCAACGGCAGCUGGGGUGCCAUUGGGUCCGACCGCCCGAGCUCACGUCAGAGGGCUCGCAAGAGCCUCGACAGCGUGGGCAGCAAUGAGAGCGGCGAGAACAGCUUCGCUAGCGUCUUCAAGAACUCGGCUCAGCGCGCCGGGAUCGAAGUGAUGGACGGUCAGCGCAAGGCUCCCAUGUUGGUCCUGACCAGUGCCGAGAAGCGCAAGAGCGGCAUUCUGGCAUAG